This is a messenger RNA of Cordyceps militaris CM01, 999 nucleotides long. RefSeq names its product sterol desaturase family. Gene Ontology annotation, biological process: ergosterol biosynthetic process. The transcript has a single exon. The coding region runs from base 1 to 999 and encodes 332 amino acids. Lineage: Eukaryota; Fungi; Ascomycota; Sordariomycetes; Hypocreales; Cordycipitaceae. Gene Ontology annotation, molecular function: C-4 methylsterol oxidase activity; iron ion binding. The record is from RefSeq and is a predicted model, not a curated record.
AUGGACGUACUACUCUCUAUACCCGUCAUGAGCUACUUCCUCGCUCCCGCGCCCUCAUUCUCAUCCAUCGGUGUCUCGCUGCUCUUAUACCUCAACUGGCUGACGCUCAUCCUGUCGCACUCGGCGCUCAAGGUCCACCUCGUCGGUGUCCUCGCCCUACGCGUCGUCUUCUGGUUGCUCCCGUCGCUUCUCACCCUGCUCUUUGACGCAUCCCUUCCGAGCCUCGCCGAGUCCAUCAAGCACGGCAGGCGCGCGGGCCUGCCGCCGCGAAACCGCCGCGUGCUCGCCCAGCUUCUCCUGCUCGCCGUCUUCAACACCGCUUUUCUGGUGGCCGUUGAAGGGGCUUGCAGUUAUGCGCUUACCGUGUUGACUGGGACGCCUGAGUUUGUCGUGGCCACGACGCUGCCGCUGCCGUGGCAGAUGGCCAAGCACAUGGCCGUCAUGAUGCUCGCGCGCGAGGCCCUGCAGUACUAUAUCCACCGGUUCCUCCUCCACGGCCGCUCCUCCUCCGUCGCCCGCCUCCACAAGCAAUACGCGCACGCGCAGUCUGGCGCGCCCUUUUCGCUGCAGCUCAUGACCGAUCACCCCGUGCCGCUGCUGCUGCACCGCUUCCUCCCCAUGUACCUUCCCGGCGUCGCGCUGCGGCACACGCACCUGCUCACCUACUUCUUCUUCGUCGCUCUCUGCACGCUUGAGGAGACGUUCAGCAUGUCCGGGUACACGGUCGCGCCGGGCAUCCUGCUGCGCGGUCUCGCGCAGCGCGGUGCGAUUCACUACGCGAGCGGAGGCGCCGCCAACUUUGGCCCAUAUGGCGUCGCGGACUGGGCGCACGGUACGAGUCGCGGGAGAGACGUUUUGGAGGACUUGCAGGACGAGGCGGAGAAACAUCACUUGCCGGAGCGCGCGGGGAAAAAGGUGAGUGAUGGCGCGGGGAUGCUCCAGGAUGGGCUGGAGGCGUUGCGGGGAAAUAAGAGCAAUAAAGCUAGGAAAAGGGCGUGA